Messenger RNA from Corvus hawaiiensis (hawaiian crow), 2731 nucleotides. RefSeq names its product transcobalamin 2 (gene TCN2). Gene Ontology annotation, molecular function: cobalamin binding. The record is from RefSeq and is a predicted model, not a curated record. NCBI's taxonomy places the organism in Eukaryota, Metazoa, Chordata, Aves, Passeriformes, Corvidae. The coding region runs from base 989 to 2686 and encodes 565 amino acids. The transcript is spliced from 9 exons. Gene Ontology annotation, biological process: cobalamin transport.
CGCCGGUCAAACACCGCGAUCGCGGCCGGCGGGUCCCUGCCCGGGCCUGGGGGCCCCGCUGCUCUCCUGUAGGCCCCGCUGCUCUCCUGUAGGCCCUGGCGCCGCAGCACCGACCGCAGGACACCGGCCUGGGCGGUCCCCAGCCUGCGGGCCCCACAGCGGGGCAGGUGUUUGGGGAACACCCGGUCACGGCCGGUCUCGGUGGGAGGAGCGUCCCCAGGCCCGCCCCCCUGUGCUCGGUGUCCUCAGGCUGACGGGGCCGGAGCCCAGCGGUGCCCCGGGACCCCCUCCUGGGCUGCGGGAUUUGUUUCCGUGGCUCAGGACCCCACGUCCCCCCCGGCAGGGGGGUUUUAUCUCUUGGGGCUCAGGACCCUCACGCCCCCCGGCUUUAGGGAUUUAUUUUUUGCAGUUUGUCCCCCCUCCCUGCCUGUCCCUCGGCUCCCGGGUGGGGCUGAUCAAUCUCCUUUCUCAAUUAAAUCGUAGUUCCAGGCGAGCAUGGGAACUCUCGUUUCCAAAGGGGCCGGAUUUGGCCGGGUUUCAUCCCUGUCUAUUUUCGGGCUGUGCCCGCCGGUGUUGACCCGAGCAGGGCACCUGGGGCCAGGCUGCCCCGGGCAGGGUGUCCCGGCCCGGCCGGGAGUGCCCCCGCGCCCCUCGGCUGCGCCUCAGCCAAAGUUCUGCCCCGUUUGUGCUGACUCGGCCCCGGCGUGCGGAAACGGCCUCUCGCCCCACCUUCCCGUGCUGUCCCGGCUCAUCCUGCCGCUCCCGGCUGCCCGGCGGGGCUGUGCCGAGCUCUGGCACCCCCGUGUCCCCCCUGUCCCGCUCCAGCAUGUGGCUGCCGCUCGUCGUGCUGCUGCUGCUGCCCGCGGUCCUGCCCGCCCAGUGCUGCGGUGAGUGCGGCCCCGGCCCCCCAAACCUGCCCGGGACCCCCCCCGGGCCGGGAGCUCGCUCUGAGCUCGGGGGGGUUCCCUGAGGAGCGGGGUUUGGGGUGAUGAGCCCAAUCUCCAGCCCCUGGCGAGGACGGCGACUCGUGACAGCCCUCGCUGAUGAAUUCUCCAGGGCUCAGCUGCCCCCAGCCCAACCCCUGCACCCCCUGCCCGGAGCCAGCCCGUGCCCACCCCCCACAAGGGUCCCUGGGGAGAAGGGUGUCACCCAGAGCCCCCUGCCACCCCCUCGGGCUCUCUGUGCUCCCGCUCCAUGUCAUGUCUCUUUGUUUCUUCCUCUUUUUUGGUGGGAAAUCGGGAGGCUAUGGGAUUUGGGGGGGACGCGGAGGGUGUGGGGUGCACGGAGGGGUGAGUGCUGGGGAUCCAUCCCCACUGCGGCCCCACACAGCUUUGGGGGGGCUGUGGAGCCGCAGGGCCGUGCUUGGGGGGGGGGUCUCGGCCCUCUCGUGCCCCCUCACCUGCACUGCCUCUCCCGGGCCGGGGCAGAGCCCCCGGGGGGCUCGGUGGGCGCCGUGCGGGUGCUGAGUGCGCGGCUGCUGGGGCUGGCGGGGGACCCCGCGCGGGACCCCGACCCCGCCGUGUACCUGGCCCUGCGCCUGGCCCGUGACCACGACCCGCGGCUGGAGCAGCGCUACCUGGAGAGGCUGCAGGACGCCUUCCAGCAGCCCUACGGCAGGAGCCUGCAGGCCCACGGCCACUCCCGGUGGGACGCUGAGCACAGCACGAGCGCGGCGGCGUGGCCGCACACGGGGCGGCUGGCGCUGUACCUGCUGGGGCUGCGGGCCACCUGUCCCCCACUCAGUCCCCAGCGCUCGCUGGUGACGUGGCUCAAGUACUACCUGGAGGAGGACUGGACAGGCUCCCGGCGGCACGGCCACCCCCUCACCAGUUACUACCAGUACGGGCUGGGUGUGCUGGCACUGUGUGUGCACCACAAGCGGGUGCGGGAGGAGGUGAUCCGGCGGCUCCUCACGGCCCAGCACCACGGAAGGCUUGGGCACAGUGGCAAUGCUGUGGACACGGAGGCCGUGGUGGCACUGGCCUUCACCUGCCUGGAGCAGAGGAGGUUGGUGGGGACCGGGCUGGCGGCCGAGCUCCGGGCAGCCGCGCACAGGGCCAGCAGGAGCAUGGCCGAGGCCCAGGGCCCCGACGGCAUCAUCGGCAACAUCUACAGCACCCCGUGGGCACUGCAGGUGUUCCUGGCCACGGGUGCAUGCCAGACGGAGCCGGCGUUCGACCGGGCCACGGCCGCGCUGCUGGAGAACCUGGAAGCCUUCGGCACCGCCGCCACCAUGGCCCAGGUGCUGCCGGUGCUGCACGGCCGCUCCUACCUGGACAUCGCCUCCAUGCAUUGCCAGGAGGAGUCGGACACGCUGACACCCAUGGACAUCGAGCCCCCGACUGAGGUGCCGGGGAGCAAAACGGUGCAGCUGGUGGUGGAGUGUCCCCUGCCCUGGUGUUACGAGCUCCGGCUCUACGACCGCCCGGUGCCCGUGCCCGCCGCCGCCUCCCUCCUGGACGUGCUCUGGGCGGCUGCUGCGCUGGAACCCCACGACUUCAAGUUCCACACCCAGGACACCCCACAGGGCCCCUUCCUGACCCAGGUGCUGGGGCUGGAGGCCCGGCAGGAGAAGCGGAACUACUGGCAGCUCCUGACCGCACCCAACACCCCCCUGCAGAUGGGUAUCGCCGACUACAGACCCCAAGAUGGGGAGACCCUGAUCCUGCGCCUCAGCGAGUGGUAGAGGGUGGGGGGUGAUGGCAAUGAAACCCCCACUGAGGGCACAGAA